GAGCUGUGUUCCAGCCCCCAGUUCAUAGCCGGUGGAGCCACUCGCACAGACAUCUGCCAAGGGGCCUUAGGGGACUGUUGGCUCUUGGCUGCUAUUGCCUCUCUCACCCUGAAUGAAGAAAUUCUGGCCCGUGUUGUUCCCAAAGACCAGAGUUUCCGGGAUAAAUAUGCAGGAAUUUUCCACUUCCAGUUCUGGCAGUAUGGGGAGUGGGUGGACGUGGUGGUGGACGACAGGCUGCCCACCAAGAAUGGGGAGCUACUCUUCGUGCACUCGGCGGAGGGCAGCGAGUUCUGGAGUGCGCUGCUGGAGAAGGCCUAUGCCAAGCUGAAUGGAUCAUAUGAGUCUCUUUCUGGUGGCACCACCACUGAAGGCUUCGAGGACUUUACUGGUGGAAUUGCAGAAUGGUAUGAGUUGCAGAAGGCACCACCCAACCUCUUCAAAAUCAUCCAGAAGGCACUUCAGAAAGGCUCUCUCCUUGGCUGCUCAAUUGAUAUCACCAGUGCAGCGGAGACAGAGGCAGUCACUUCCCAGAAGCUGGUGAAGGGACAUGCAUACUCGGUCACCAGGGCUGAGGAGGUGAACUUCCGAGGAACGGUGCAGAAGCUGAUCAGAAUCCGAAAUCCCUGGGGGGAAGUGGAGUGGACUGGAAAAUGGAACGACAACUGCCCAAACUGGAGCGGUGUUGACCCUGAGGUGCGGGAGCGGCUGACCAGGAGGCAUGAAGAUGGGGAAUUUUGGAUGGCGUUCAACGACUUCUUGAGACAUUACUCCCGCCUGGAGAUCUGCAACCUAACUCCAGACACCCUGGCAAGCGACACGUACAAGAAGUGGAGCCUGCUGAAGCUGGAUGGGAACUGGAGGCGAGGAGCCACUGCAGGGGGCUGCAGGAAUUAUCCAAACACUUUCUGGACAAAUCCACAGUAUUUGAUCAAGCUGGAGGAAGAAGAUGAGGAUCCCGAUGAUCCUGAGAGGGGCUGCACUUUCCUCAUUGGCCUGAUUCAGAAGCACCGGCGGAAGCAGAGGAAGAUGGGAGAGGACAUGCACACCAUCGGCUUUGCAAUUUAUGAGGUGCCCCCAGAGUUUUCUGGCCAGACAAAUAUUCAUCUGAGCAAAAACUUUUUCCUGACCAACAAAGCAAGAGAAAGGUCAAAUACCUUCAUCAACCUCCGAGAGGUGCAGCUCCCGGCAGGGGAAUACAUCAUCGUGCCCUCCACCUUCGAACCCAACAAGAACGGGGAUUUCUGUCUGCGAGUCUUCUCUGAAAAAAAUGCGAACUCCGUGGUUAUAGAUGACAAAAUUGAGGCCAAUUUUGAAGAGACCGAGAUCAGUGAAGAAGACAUUGAACCCAGCUUUAAAAAGCUUUUUGGACAGCUAGCAGGAAGUGAUGCAGAGAUCUCCGCCUUUGAACUGCGCAACAUCUUGAAUAAAAUAAUGGCGAAACGUAAAGAUAUUAAGUCUGAUGGCUUUAGUAUUGAGACAUGCAAAAUAAUGGUUGACCUGUUAGAUAACGAUGGGAGUGGUAAACUGGGCCUGAAGGAGUUCCACACCCUCUGGACAAAGAUUCAGAAAUACCAGAAAAUUUACAGGGAAAUUGAUGUGGAUCGAUCUGGUACCAUGAACUCGUAUGAGAUGAGGAGAGCGCUGGAAGCAGCAGGGUUCAAAUUGAACUGCCAGUUACAUCAAAUCAUUGUGGCUCGUUUUGCUGAUGAAGACCUCAUCGUUGACUUUGAUAACUUUGUCCGGUGUUUGAUUCGGCUGGAAACCUUGUUCAAAAUGUUUAGAAAACUGGAUACUGAGAAAACUGGAACAAUAGAAUUGAACCUUGUUAAUGUAAGUUCAUUUAGCUCCAAAACACUAGCUUUUUUUUUUUUUAAUUAUUUUUUGGGGGGCAGGGAGUGUUUAAGAGUAAAGACUGUCCUGCUCCCUUCUGACUGA
Messenger RNA from Mesitornis unicolor (brown roatelo), 1935 nucleotides. Its product is annotated as calpain-2 catalytic subunit-like. Gene Ontology annotation, biological process: proteolysis. Gene Ontology annotation, cellular component: cytoplasm. The record is from RefSeq and is a predicted model, not a curated record. NCBI's taxonomy places the organism in Eukaryota, Metazoa, Chordata, Aves, Mesitornithiformes, Mesitornithidae. Gene Ontology annotation, molecular function: calcium ion binding; calcium-dependent cysteine-type endopeptidase activity.